AUGGCACCUCCUGGAAGACGGAAGUCUUCGAUCACCCUGCUCCUUUUCCUGUUCCUCCUGCUGCUUGCCACAAGCGCACAUGCGGCCUCCGCGGUUCUCGGAGUCGACCUCGGCACGGAGUACAUCAAAGCCGCUAUCGUGAAGCCCGGGAACCCCAUCGAAAUUGUGCUGAGCAAAGAUUCGAAGAGGAAGGAGGCUGCAACCCUUGCAUUCAAGCCGUCGAGAGCGUCGGUCAACGACGCCGAAGCAUUUCCGGAACGAUUGUAUGGCGGAGACGCCGUUGCUCUUUCCGCUCGAUUCCCUACCGACGUCUACCCUAAUUUGAAGAGCCUGUUGGGGCUGGAAGUAUCGUCAGAUGCGGUCAAGACAUAUAGUGCUCGAUACCCUGGGUUGAAUAUCGAGUCGGUACCAAGGCCAGAUCUGGAUAAAGCCGAGGGAACCGUUGGAUUCAGAAGCCAGAGCUUCCGCAACAAGAAUGAAGUCUUCAUGCUCGAGGAAUUGCUGGCGAUGGAACUGAAGAACCUCCGCCACAAUGCCGAGGCGAUGGUGCCCAGGGGUACCCAUGUUACCGAUGUGGUCAUUACAUACCCUGCGUUCUAUACAGCCGAGGAGAAGAGAGCCCUCGAGUUGGCCGCGGACCUGGCUGGGCUACGUGUCCUGGGUCUGAUCACUGACGGGCUUGCCGUGGGUCUCAAUUAUGCAACUCAUCGAACCUUCGACAGCGUAUCCGAAGGUGGCAAGCCUGAAUAUCAUCUUGUUUACGAUAUGGGAGCCGGCUCGACUACAGCGACUGUCUUGAAAUUUCAAGGAAGAACAGUCAAGGGAUAUGGCAAGCGCAAUCAGACAAUUCAGGAGGUCAUUGUCCUCGGAACAGGGUUCGAUGCCACGCUUGGAGGAGAUAGUCUAAACGAUCUCGUUGUUGAAGAUAUCGUCACUCGGUUCCUCCAGGAUCCUAAAGUCAAGAAACUCGGACUUGAGGAAUCUCAAGUUCGAGGACAUGGCAAGACCAUGGCCAGGAUCUGGAAGGAGGCCGAGCGCGUGCGACAGCUCCUGAGUGCGAACGCUGUCUCGACGGCAACUUUUGAAGGGCUCUAUGACGAUGAUACCAUCUUUAAGUACAGCCUCACUAGAGAUCAAUUUGAAGGGCUUGCGGCAGGCCAUGCUGCACGCGUCGGCCGACCAAUCUCUGCCGCACUUCAAUCCGCUGACCUCGAGCUUACUGACCUCGACUCCGUUAUCCUGCAUGGAGGUGCGGUCAGGACCCCAUUUGUGCAAAAGCAACUUGAGAAAGCGGCCGGGGGGGCGGAAAAGCUGAAGGCCAACGUCAAUGCUGAUGAAGCCGCCGUUAAUGGGGCUGCCUUCAAGGCUGCUUCUCUCAGCCCAAGCUUCAGGGUCAAGGAUAUCCGUGACACCGAUACCUCGGGCUUCCCAUUUAGCCUAAAGUGGACCACCGAGAGCAAGGAGAAGGUGCAGAGGCUGUUCACGCCAACUUCUCAGGUAGGAGGUCAGAAGCAAGUGCCGAUCAGGGCACUGGAAGAUCUUAAGCUUGAAUUUCUUCAGACGGUGCAUGACAAAGACCGCCCUGUGUCGGAGGUGGAUGCCUUCAAUGUGACGAAGUCUGUGACCGAACUCAAAGAGAAACACGGAUGCGAUGCGGCUAAUAUCAGCGCUAUCUUCAAUGUACGGCUGAGCCCCUUGGAUGCAUUACCAGAGGUGGUUUCCGGGGCCGUCAAUUGUGAGACAACCGGCAGUAAACCAGGAGGCGUGAUGGAUAAUGUGAAAGGACUGUUUGGAUUCGGUUCAAAGAAGGACAAUGAGCAGAAGGUACUGGAUCAGGAGGACCCAACUGUCGAGAGCUCCAGCGCGGCCACUCCAUUACCUGUCUCUGAUCCGACCAGUUCGGGAUCAACUAUAUCGUCAACUUCGCCGACGUCUGAGUCGCCCUCCUCAGCGUCUUUCUCGUCGACAAGCGAAACUUUCAAGUCUGCAAAAUCAACCCCGUCAGUUGUGUCGAUCCCCCUGGCCUUCAAGUCGAGAGCGUUGGGGCGCAAUGUACCACCUUCCAAUUCCAUACACCGGAUGCGGCAGAGAUUGACACAAUUUGACGCCUCAGACCGAAAUGCUGCGCUCCGUGCCGAAGCGUUGAGCACACUAGAAGCUUUCACAUAUCGAGCGCGUGACUACCUUGAAGAUGAAGCCUUCAUUGCCACGUCAAGCGAAACCAUGCGAGAAGAACUGGAAAAGCAGCUCGCCAACGUCUCUGAAUGGCUGGAUGAAAAUGGUGCAGAUGCCAACCUUAAAGACUUCCAGGAGAAAUUGAAGAGCCUUCGAAAUUUGGUAGACCCAGUGUUGACGCGUCGAGACGAGGCGGUCAAACGGCCUGAUGCAGUCAAAGCACUGCAGGACGGGUUGGAAAACCUCAAUGGGAUGAUUAAGAUGGUCUCAGGGAGUAUCCAGAAAGCGGCCGAGAAAGCAGCAGCGAGUGCAAGCUCUACAGCUUCGUCCGGAGCAUCCAGUGCCACUGCCAGCUCAACUCCAUCGGCGGCGGACGGGGAUGAUCUGGAAGAAGACCCAUACAGCAGCACACCAGCAGCGGCAGAGACCCAGGCCGACGAAACACCACAAUUCAAACCAUACGAAUACACGGCAGACGAUCUGUCAUCGUUGACCACGAAAUAUGAGACCGUGAAGUCGUGGCUCGAGGAGCGGCUAACGCUUCAAGAUAAACUGCAACCCUACGACGACCCAGCUUUUCUGGUGUCAGAUCUGGAGACACAAGGUCAAGAGCUGCAGAAAGUGGUGACUGACACAAUUAUGAAGACAGUCAAGGCACAAGAGAUGCCCCGAAAGGCUAAAGGCAGCAAAAAAGGGAAAGGCAAGGCGAGCAAGAGCAAGUCCUCUGCGUCGGGCCAGACCGCAAGCAAUUCGGCGAGCAGUGCAGGGCCUAGCUCAUCAUCGGUGAGCGCAUCAUCACCAAAGGCGACGGCAGCCAGUCGUGCGAGUGGGAAGGACGAACUGUAG
This is a messenger RNA of Capronia epimyces CBS 606.96, 3021 nucleotides long. RefSeq lists its product as uncharacterized. The coding region runs from base 1 to 3021 and encodes 1006 amino acids. Gene Ontology annotation, cellular component: endoplasmic reticulum chaperone complex. NCBI's taxonomy places the organism in Eukaryota, Fungi, Ascomycota, Eurotiomycetes, Chaetothyriales, Herpotrichiellaceae. The record is from RefSeq and is a predicted model, not a curated record. The transcript has a single exon. Gene Ontology annotation, molecular function: ATP binding; ATP-dependent protein folding chaperone. Gene Ontology annotation, biological process: negative regulation of hypoxia-induced intrinsic apoptotic signaling pathway; cellular response to hypoxia; endoplasmic reticulum unfolded protein response.